This is a messenger RNA of Xyrauchen texanus (razorback sucker), 6423 nucleotides long. Its product is annotated as zinc finger protein 436-like. Gene Ontology annotation, biological process: regulation of immune system process; regulation of cytokine production; negative regulation of transcription by RNA polymerase II. The transcript has 4 exons. The coding region runs from base 2948 to 4348 and encodes 466 amino acids. Lineage: Eukaryota; Metazoa; Chordata; Actinopteri; Cypriniformes; Catostomidae. The record is from RefSeq and is a predicted model, not a curated record.
CACCAGAAGAACUCUCAGUUCGAGUGCUCAGUUCUGUACGUUUUUAAUGUGUUUUACAGUAUUUGUGAGAUUUAUAUUUUUCUAUACAUGUUGUUUUUCUCUCUUUGGCGUUUAAAUGACCGUGCAAACAGCUUAUUGUCGACGCACGUCGAUUGAUUUGUGAGGGACUCUUUAAAAUCUUCUAUUUCAGGAGAAACAAAGAGACAUAUUAUAGUAUCAUGGUUAAUUUCCUAUAUGAGCGCUUUAAAUCCAGCGGCGUAUUGUAAAUGUGUUUAAUGAAGGCAUUUAGUGACAAUAUUUCAUGACAACGUUGUGACAACCAGUUAACGGACUAGAGCACCGCGCGCAGAUAAUCGGAGGACUGCGCAUGCACCUCAAUUUAUAACGGUCGAUUUCCAGUGGACUGACGCUAAGGCAUAUUCCAGGAGGACAAUGCCAAGAUUCAUCGGGCUCAAAUUGUGAAAGAGUGCAGGGAGCAUGAAGAAUCAUUUUCACACAUGAAUUGGCCACCACAGGGUCCUGACCUUAAACUCAAUGAAAGUCUUUAGGAUGUGCUGGAGAAGACUUUAUGGAGUGGUUUGACUCUCCUGUCAUCAAUACAAGAUUUUGACCAAAACUUUAUGCAAAUCUGGAUGGCAAUAAAAGUUGUGACAUUGCAUAAGUUUGCCAAAACAAUGCCACAAUGAAUGCACACCGCAAUCAAUGCUAAAUGCGGUCCAACAAAAUAGUAGAGUAUGCAAAAUCCAGGCAGUGUAUUUUUGUAUGCAAUCUCUACACUGUCUCACAAAUCUCUUGGAGUUACCCUCAUAAACCCCCCAGGGGUUUACGAACCCCCGUUUGGGAAACCUUAGCUUAUGGCAUUGCACUGUAAAUAUAAGUGCAAGUACUUAAAGGGUUUUAAAAUCUGGACCUUCAGGAAUUAUCGAAUGAGUGCACUGCAAAGGACCCUUCUGUCAAGCUCCUGAAGUAUGCAGACAACACCACGGUCAUCUGCCUCAUCACUCUGGACCCCACAAACUCUGCCCACUCCCUCUUUGAACUGUUGCCCUCUGUCCGACACCACAGAGCACUGAGCGUCAGGACAUCCAGGCACAAGAACAGUUUUUACCUUCAGGUUAUUUACUACAUGAACAAUUAAACUGCCUUCAGGACUCCCAUAGUGAAAUAAUGUAUAAAUAUGUUAUAUACAUAUUUAAUUAAAUAACUGUACCAUCUUUCGGAUGAGACAUUAAACUGAGGUCCUGACUCUCAGUGGUCACUUAAAAUCCCAUGGCACUUAUCGUAAAGAGUAGGGGGUGUAAUUCUAGUGUCCUGGCCAAAUUCCACCCAUUGGACCUUGUCUAUCAUGGCCUCCUAAAAACUCAUCCAUUAAUUGGCUGUAUCAGUCCACUGUCUGCUUUCCACUAACAGUUGGUGUGUGGUGGGCGUUCUGGUGCAAUAUGGCCGCUGUCGCAUCAUCCAGGUGGAUACUUCACACUGGUGGCUGUUGAGGAAAGUCACCUGUUCACUGUGUAAUGCACUUUGAGUGUAGCACCAGAAAAGGGCUAUAUAAAUGCAACAUUCAUGCAUUCAAAUACAUUUAUGAAAAUAUUUAUUUUGCUGAACAUUUUUUUAAAUAGUAGCCUUAAAACAUUUAGAAACUUUUAAUACAGCUGCCAAAAUUGUAAUUAAGUCUAAUAGAUUAGCAUAUUAUAUGGCAACAUAUUUGUCAAAAUACCACAGUUACUGCUGUAAAAUAAUGGUACAUUUUAGUAAAGGUGAUGAUUUUAAAAACCUUUAUUUUGGCUGAUGUCAAACUAAGCAGAGCAGAACCCAAAUUGUCUGACCUCAGAGUUUCUUUUUUAUUAUUCUUCCCCUUGACUGCAGUCUACUUUCAAGGUGAGGUGUUUGGCAUCUCAGAUAAGCCUGUUCUCAGUUUUUGUUUGCAAGCAUGGAGUCACUUCCAUCACUUUCACAAACACUUGUGUUUUUGACCCACAUGUUUAUGCCCACAAUUUUAAAAUGUCAUGAUGCAUUUUGAUCACAUUCGGUGAAAUGUUUUUGCCUAUAUAUAUAUUACUGUGGCAGGGUGAGCAAUAGACAGAUACAAUAGCAGCAUUUCCACUAUUGGGCCAGAGCGAGCCAGGGCUAUCAACUGGCCAGUCAGGGCCAAUAGCCUCGGACCUUGAGCCCCGAGGCCAAAAUCGAUCUGCAUUCCCACCAUUGAGCCAAUAGCCCCGCAACAUUGCCCUAAAACACGCCCUUAAUAUGACACCCUGGUGCCAAUGUCACACAUCAUGCCCAGCACACUGUCCAUUAUUUCAAACCAUGGAAAUUUCUUUCUUUGCUUUGUCCAUUUUAACGGAUUUGUACUGUGCCCACAAUUAGUAUUUUAUUUUUCCUGAACCUGUACCAUUGUGUGCUGGCUACAAAACCUGACAAGGUUGGUGAAACUCCACCUUUGACAUCGACCCCAUCUCAAUCCCCUGUUGGCCUUGUUUGGCCCAAAGGUAAUCGGUGGGACAAAGGCUAUUGGCCGUUGGCCCUGACAAAGGCCUGUGGAGGCAUGAUGAAGCCCUGGAAGUGACAGUGGAAACGCAACUGGCCCUGGCAUGCACUAGCACGCCCUCAUUUGGACUGAUAGUGGAAACGCUGCAACUGUGUGGCGUCAGUCCUCAGAGAGGUGUUUUAUUAUAACAAACAAAUUAAAAUGUUCAAUAAUGGGAAUUAAUGUGUCCUGGCAUCCUUGUGGUGAAACGGGGCUCUGUGUAGGAUGAGUGCUUGUCCAAAGAAAUGGUCCAAGAUGUGGGGAUCGAGGGGUGGCAGCUUCUAUGGUCUUCUCAGGCUAUGGCUUGAGGGGAAGGAUGACCUGGCAUCCUAGCCCGUCAGCCACUACGCAUGAUGUCGUCCCAGGCGGCACAUCUAAUUCAGCCGGUACCCUCCCCGCACUGCUCCUGGACCUGCAAGGAUGCAGGUUAAACAUGACAGCCACAGGAUGUUCAUCAUGAGAGAGCAGAUGAAUGUGAUCCACGCUGGACAACAGAUGAUGCAGAUACCAGUGAAGAUGUGUUCAGUGAAGCUGAUGAAGAUGAGUGAAGAAAUUAAAGUAGAGGACCAACAGAGUGAUGAAGAUGACGAUGAAUUCAAAGAGGAACAACAGAGUGACGAUGAUUACGAAGAAACCACAACAGAAGAAGUACAGAGUGAUGAUGAUGAUGAUGAUUUUAUUCCUUCAGAGCUGAUGGAAGUGAAAGAGGAACGUCAAGAGCUGAAUGAAGUGGAGGAAAUACAUCAUGAUUUCACAACUGGAGAAAAAUCUUUGAGUUGCUCUCAGUGUGGAAAAUGUUUCACAAAUGAAAGACAACUUAAUGUGCACAUUAGAUUUCACACUGGAGAGAGGCCUCACAUGUGCCAGCAGUGUGGAAAAGGUUUCAAAGACAAACGAAACCUUAAUAAGCACAUGAGGAUUCAUAGUGGAGAGAAGCCUCACAUGUGCCAUCUGUGUGAAAAGAGCUUCACGCGUAAAGAACAUCUUACUUUGCACACAAGAGUUCACACUGGUGAGAAGCCUUAUACGUGCCAACAGUGUGGAAAAGGUUUCAAACGUAAAGAUCACCUUAAUAUGCACUCAAGAAUUCACACAUUAAAAAAGACUUACGACUGCCAACAGUGCGGAGAAGGUUUCAAACGUAAAAAACACUUUCAUCUGCACACAAGGAUUCACACAAAGACGCCUUACACGUGCCAACUGUGUGGAAAAGGUUUCGUAUGUGAACGUAGUCUCGCAUAUCAUCUCCUCUGCCACUCUGGAGAAAGACCAUUUAAAUGCGAUAAAUGUGAUAAAACAUUUGUUUUGAAUUCAGGCCUGCAAAAACAUCUGAAAACUCACACAGAUGAGAAGCCUUACAAGUGUUCUUUUUGUGGAAAGAGUUUUGCAUGUCUGUCCUAUUUGAAAGACCACCAGAAAAUACACAGUGGUUCUGGGGCUCAUAUGUGCUCUGAGUGUGGGAGGACCUGCACUACAGCCGCUCACUUGAAAGAGCACCAAAGGAUCCAUACUGGAGAGAAACCUUUUAUGUGCUCGUACUGUGGAAAGACUUUCACUCGGCCAGAGCACCUGAAAAAACAUGAGAGAAUCCACACUGGAGAGAAACCUUACAAGUGCUCACACUGUGGAAAGAGUUUCACUCUGUCACAAAACAUGAAAGCACAUGAGAGAAUUCAUACUGGAGAGAAACCAUACCACUGCUCUUCAUGUGGAAAAGGUUUCAACCGAUCAGGUCAUCUACAGCAACAUGUUAAAAGCAAUUGCCCAAGUAGUCGCAGUGAGCAAGAAUCAUCUUCAGGUCCAACGAUGUCAAGGAAAUAGUUUGAUAUUCAGAUAAACCCAAAGAAGGAAUUUCUCCCAAAAUUGCAGCAUCGUUUAUAGGCUUGGGUAUACUUUGUGUUUCUGUGUUCCGGAUCGCCUCACACACGGUCGAGCCUUUCAAACUGUACUCUUCAAAGUUCAAAAAGACUCUAAGUAAAAUACUAUGUUACUGUACUUAGCUUGUUUUUAUUUGUACUUCAGUAUUUCCAACUGUUGCAAGUUUUACUUCUCUUUUUUACUUUAGAACCAGACCCGAUACAUGUAUACUGACCAAUCAGCAGAACACCUUUAACCCCCACUGUACUCACGUUGUGACCAUUUGCAGAGCCCCAAUGCACAAACUCCGCAGCCAGUAGGCUGAGAGAUCCCUAUCCGCAGUCUCUGGAAUGCAACUGAGUUGUUUUCAUAAGGAAUAGGGGGUUUUAACACAGAAAUGAAUUACUUUGUACAUUUUUAGACUAAUAAAUACUUUUUGCUACAGACCCUCUUGUUACUUAAUGUCACGACUGGAUCGGAGCAGUGCCAAAUUAGUAGUUUAAGUACUUUGAAAAAUACGGUAGAACCUUAUGACCACCUGCCCAAUAUGCUGUUGGUCCUCCGCAUGCCACCACAACAGUGCCAACCCACCGAUGCAUGGACUCUACCAGACCCCUGAAGGUGUCCUGUGGUAUCUGACACCAAGACAUUAGCAGCAGAUCCUUCAAGUCCUAUAAGUGGCGAGGUGGAGCGGCCAUGGAUUGGACUUGUUGGUCCAGCACAUCCCACAGAUGCUCAAUCGGAUUGAGAUCUGGGGAAUUUGGUGGCCAGGGCAACACAUUGAACCAUUCCUGAACAAUCUGUGCAGUGUGGCAUGGUGCAUUAUCCUGCUGAAAGAGGCCACGGCCAUCAGGGAAUACCAUUGCCAUGUAGGGGUGUUCUUGGUCUGCAACGAUGUUUAGGUUGGUGGCAUGUGUCAAAUUGCCAUGGUUUCACAGCAGAACAUUGCCCAGAGCAUCACACUCCCUCCACCGGCUUGUGGUUUCCCCACAGUGCAUCCUGGUGCCAUCACUUCCCCAGGUAAACAGCGCACACGUACACAGCUGUCCAUGCUAAGUAAAAGAUAAAUUGACUCAACAGAUCAGGUGACCUUCUUCUGCUGCUUCAAGGUCCUGUUCCGAUGCUCAUGUGCCCAUUGUAGGUGCUUUCGACGGUGGAUGGGGUAAUCAUGGGCACUCUGACCGGUCUGCAGCUACGCAGCCCCAUAAGCAGCAGGCUGCGAUGCACUGAGUGUUGUGACACAUCCCUCCCGUAACCAUCAAUAAAAUAUUCUGUGACUUGUGCCACAGUAGACCUUCUGUUGGUUUGGACCAGAUGGGAUAGCCUUCAUUCACCUUGCGCAUCGAUGGGCCAUGGGCGCCCAACACCCUAUAUCUGUGGUGUAGGCUAAUGCAUGGAUGUAUAUUUGUGUGGGUAACAAAAACAUAACAAAAAACAAAACUCAUAUGAGGAAAGCCAUCAAAUACAAACGCCUCUUCAAUGCUCCGAUUACUAAAACUUUGUGCUUUUACUUUUAUGAAGUUCUCAAAAGAAAUUAGCAAUUGUUUACUUGUAUGUGAACUUGUUUGGCUGAAUAAUCCAAUGUUAUAUCUUAGAUGUCCAGUACAAAAUAUGCCAUCCAGAAGGAAAAGAAUGCUAAUAAAAUAAUCUGAACAUAUGUUUUCGACAUUUGAUGAUAAAUUAUAUAUCAUCACAAAGCUUUCUAAUGACCCUAAAUUGAUCUUAUAGUCCACUCAGAGGCCGAUAUAUUCAAUUAAAUAAUGAAGGUGGUGCUUGAACUUAAAAUUAGACUGAAUGUCUAUGAACGAGCACAUCUGUGAAGGCUCAAAUGCGCUAGAGCGCCCCCUACAUUUCAGAUCUGUACAUUGUGAUGGAAUGUGAUAGAGAGAAAAAAAGUCUAGUGCUUUCUGCCUUCAAGUGGAAUAAAAAGAUACUUUUCAAUGUGAGGUUAAGUGAACAGAACCAGAAUUACAUGUUUACAAAUUUAGAACAAAAUUAUUAUUAAAUUUUUUUCUACAACAUUAUUGUUUAUCAUAUGA